This is a messenger RNA of Hibiscus syriacus, 1280 nucleotides long. Its product is annotated as protein CONSERVED ONLY IN THE GREEN LINEAGE 160, chloroplastic-like. NCBI's taxonomy places the organism in Eukaryota, Viridiplantae, Streptophyta, Magnoliopsida, Malvales, Malvaceae. The record is from RefSeq and is a predicted model, not a curated record. The coding region runs from base 91 to 1128 and encodes 345 amino acids. The transcript has 9 exons.
GCAUAUUGAUUUCUAAAUGAACGAAUGAAACUGAAUAUUAAUCUUCAAUUUUCCCAGCAGCAUUGAACAAGCUCUCGCCUUCGGUUAACAAUGGCCAUACUAAACUCUAUAUCAUUGAGACUAACUUCACCAACAGCUACAUUCUCUCAAGAACAGCCAGCACCAAACCAGAGGCCGACCAAAGUCAUAUCCCCUAGGAAGAAGACACGCAAAUGGUCUACAGGUGUGGCUUCAAGCGACUAUGGCGGAUCACCCACUACCUCCAACCUUCGCAAGUACUGGGGUGGUGAAAAGGAGGACCCUUUAAUUUCUGAUGACUUCAUUUGGAACAAUGAAUUCGUUGAUAGAAUGAAGAAGCUAAUUCAGGACCCCGAUGCCGCUGCUGCUGAGGAUUCUUCACUUCAAUCCUCUCCUGAAGAGCCUUCGGGAUUCUUAAGCUUGAACCGAGUUAUGAGCCUUGCCAGUCUGGAAAUCGAUUUGAGCAAGGAACUGACAGCACCUUCAAAGCUUGUGUCACAACAGGCUGUUGAAUCUACAACUCAAGUCAGUGGCGGUGUGUCACGCAGAUGGAAAUUGGUACCGACACGGAGUGAACAAGAAAAGUGGGAUAAAGCAACAAAGGCUUCAACAGGUGGCAGUGAUGUGAUGUUCCAAGAACUGAGACGGCCUCAAGGAGACCCUGAACUACUGGCUGCUCAAUCGAGGGAACAGUACUUUAAGUUGAGAAAGAAGUUGCAAGUUCUCACCUUGGUUAUUGGCGGUGUAGGAUUAGUCUCAACUUACGUUUCUUACUCUCCUGAAGUUGCUGCUAGCUUUGGUGCUGGGUUGCUUGGUUCGUUGGCGUAUAUGCGUAUGCUUGGAACUAGUGUGGAUUCACUGGCAGAAGGAGCAAAAGGGAUUAUGAAGGGGGCAGUGGCACAGCCAAGGCUAUUAGUUCCUGUUGUAUUGGUCAUGAUCUAUAAUCGUUGGUGUAGGAUCCUUGUUCCAGAAUAUGGAUGCAUGCAGUUAGAAUUGAUCCCAAUGUUGGUGGGAUUCUUCACAUACAAGAUUGCAACUUUCUUUCAAACUAUAGAUGAUGCAGUUACUGUUGUUGGGGAAAAACAAAGGUUUAAUAAUAAAAACGAUUGAAGUAUCAGUCUUCGUAUUCUUUAUCGCUGUUCAUUGAAAAAUGCUUUGGAGAAGAUGACUAUAAUGCUUAUUCUUGUACAAUUUCUGUAAAUUGCUGUUCUUUUCCACACAUACGAAAAGUAUCAUUGAUUUAGGUAUCUAUUCUUUUCUUA